Molecule: messenger RNA, 4190 nt
Organism: Engraulis encrasicolus (European anchovy)
Lineage: Eukaryota; Metazoa; Chordata; Actinopteri; Clupeiformes; Engraulidae
Product: cytokine receptor common subunit beta-like
Exons: 14
Coding region: 1683-4130 (815 amino acids)
Biological process (GO): cytokine-mediated signaling pathway
Cellular component (GO): external side of plasma membrane
Molecular function (GO): protein binding; cytokine receptor activity
Source: RefSeq, a predicted model, not a curated record
GGAUAAUUUGUGCAGCUGUUGGUCAGCAGUAAUUGCUGGGGGUAAUUAAGGACAGCUGACAAACAUUCACGCUGUCCUAUGACCUGUUCCACACUCCGACCCUCGCGGAAGUGGCAUUGCAUGCUUCCCUGAUGCUUCCAAUACUGACCAUAGAAGAAGAAUAACAUUUCCGUACUCCCCUCGCCAUCAUUUUGUACUACGCUGUUAUGACGUGAGUAAGCCCUCCUAUCUAUCUAUCUCUCCUUGGGUCAUACUCAUGAACGACCAUCCAGGUACUUUGCUCUUAAAUUUGCGUUACGCCCCUUUAUGGGUGAAAACAAAUCGAAUGUCUCAUUGACUUACAUGCUACAUCGGCUAGCCUAAAUUAACACAUUCCAUGCUUCAGCCACGGCUGUUUGGCUAUAUUAUUUCAACAGCCGGCAACACAACACGUUUUCGUCAUGUUGCGCGUGAACAACGCUAGUCUACAGGUCCGUAUCUUUCGUUUAUUUAACCCCAACAUCACCAAUUGACUUGCAUGGGUUGUUUUCCCCCACAAAUGGGCGUAACGCACAUGGAAAACAUCAAGAGAAUAGGACAUGGUGAUUUUUUUUGUCAGCUGUCAUUAAUUAUCCCAUGCAAUUAAUGCUGACCGACAGCUGUUGUAAAUUGACAACAAACUGCACAUUUACCACUUUGACGUGAUGUUUUUAAUUCAGAAUGAAUCACCCAGGAUUAAAUAGAUCUGUCAAGUUCACUUUGAUCUUUCCUUUAAUUACGAAUUAAGAGGUGUAUACAUGACGUUUUCAAAGCGGAAUUCAGCUUUAUUCAGAAUUAAAUGGAGUUAAUUCCGAAUUAAAUGUCUCAUGUAAGCGUAGCUAUUGACAACUGCUGGACAUCCUUUUCCAUUGGAGCCAGAACUUGCAGCAGCCGCUCACACCCACAAAGCAAUUCAAAUUCCGGACAUCUGGAGUCAAUUUUUUUAUCCAUCAUGGCGUCACAUCCACUGCAUCGAUGUGCACCAUGUCCUCAGGCCAAUGUAUUUCCCACCCAGUAAUCGUGCUUCUUCAAUCUAUGUUCUUUAGUUCAGUGUGUCCGCCUUUCUAAUGUGCUAUCAAACUGGGGACUGCUACACAAAAGACCAAAAGGCAUGCUUGAAGUGUUUCUGCGUGUGUGCUUGUGUGUAUGCGUGUGCAUUUGUGUGUGUGUGCGUGUGUGUUUCUGUGUUGAUUAAAAUGGCUUAUCAGUCCUCAUUUGUGACAUUACAGUACCUGAAUGCACUUAAGGUUUUUUCAUUCACAUUGCUUACAAACAUUUUUCACAAUUGCUGUAUAUUUCCCCGAAUCUCUGAACAAAAAUGACUACAACGACUGCUUGAACAAACUACCCAACACUCUUUCAAGUGCAAAAGUGAAGCGCUGUUUUCCAAACAGUCUGAGCAUACAGUAUCUCAAAAGCAUGUAUUUGUUGAGUUAUCAUACUCUUCUUGUCCACAGGCAGUUGACACCGGACAUAGACACACACACACACACACACACACACACACACACACACACACACACACACACACACACACACACACACACACACACACACACACACACACACACACACACACACACACACACAGACACGCUGUCUGGAGCCGAAGCCGGAGGCUGGGCCCCGUAUCCAGGGGCUUGCUGUGCAUAGUGACCCCAGGAAUGAUGCACCUGACAUGGGCAACCUGUGUGCUGCUGCUACCUCUGGUUACAUGUACACACCAUACCAACACCACCCCCUACGAUUCUCUACAGUGCUACAAUAACUAUGUGAGUUCACGUGCCCUCAUUACCUGUUCUUGGAUCGAAGAGGAAGGACCAAGAAACCACACACACACACCCCUGGUCCUCAGACACGAGCAUGGGUCCCGUGUGCCGUGUGUCAUCACCACCAGCUCAUCAGCCCAUGAGAGGGGAGAGACGGGUGAGAGUGAGAGGAGUGAGACUAGUGAGAGGGCCGUGCAGUGUGUGAUUAAUGCCACGGCCAUUGGGGGAGGCUUUUACUUGCCUCUCACCAUCGGGGGAGAGUACACAUUCUACUUCGACCACGCUGCAGCCCCCAACACACUCUCAGCCAACCUCGCCCAGCACGUGCACGUGUUGAGCCCAGAGAAACUGGCUGUGGAGGCCCUGCCAAAGGUCAAGGGUUACCGUCUGAGCUGGGCGAGCCCAUACCCUCAUUCUUCCAACCUGACCUCCGACCUCCACUACCAGGUCACCUACGGCACCGCUGGACACGACUGGACGACUCUGGACACCAGUCACACUUUUAGGGAGUUGAGGGCGGGGAGCUUGUUGCCGGGUCGACGGUACGAGGCCAGGGUGCGAGCGCGCUCCAGCCAGUGGCAAUGGAGCCAGUGGAGCCCCCCAGUGGCCUGGAAUACAGAGGAGGAGGUGGGUGCGUACGGCUUUUGGUGUGUGUUAGGGGCAGACUCACGGGUCACAUGUCACUGGCGGCUUCGCUCUGAGCAUGCUCAGAUCCUGGAGUACCGCCUGAAUUGCCACCACCUUCACAAUGACACUGCGGUGGACUGCUGCUGCUCUCCGCAGGUGUGCGGGUCAGAGGGCUCUGGGGAGGAGCUGGAGUUCUGUUGUCAGCUGUGUGUGUCGGACCUGCACCUCCUCCACGUGGAGCUCAAACACAUGUACAAAGACAAGACCUUUUACGCCCCGGGACACAUCCAGCCCGAGACCCCCCCAGGCUUCAAGGUGAAGUAUGUGGAGCAUCUGGAGAACAAGGGAGCCUGGAGGCUGAGCUGGGGGCCCCCAGACAUUCACAGCAACGUGCCCCUGCAGUACGAGCUACGCUACCGGCCACAGGAAGCCGAGGAGUGGAAGACCUUCUUUCUGGAUCGUAGCACUCGGUCCCACACCUUACCUGGCAACCUCCUGGACUCCACAGUCUAUGAGGCGGAGAUCCGAGCCAUGGUGGGCCCCUCCUCCACGUACAGUGGACUCCCCUCUCCCUGGUCUGCACCCAUCUCCUGGACAACACAGUCAGGUCCAUUCUCUGUGGCUGCUGUCCUGUACACAGCUGUGACGUUGGGGGUGUUCAUCGGUUUCAUUUUCUUGGUGCGGGCCGUUCCCAAGUUCCAGAGGAAGAUACGGGACUGGAACCUGUCUAUUCCAUCGCCCACACACAGCAAAGUCCUGCACGAGGCCAUUAAGAGGAAGGCCAGUGAUUGGUUGUUGGUGGUGAGUGAGAAGGAGAUGUCCACGUGUGUCAUUCAGGAGCCUGAACUGACCAGCACCAGUGGCCGUAAGGAGUCCGUGUGGUCGUGUUCAUCUGAGGAGUCGCUGCAGCUCCAGACCUACACCACCGGAGGGGGCUGCCAGAAAGAAAAGCAGCUGGACUGCUCAGCGUUCAGCUUCAAUGGGCCGUACAUCUCCUGCAGGAAGGACCACGCACACUCGUGCACACACGCCCCCUCCACAGAAUCAGACACAGACACAGACAACACCUCAUCUUCCUCUUUUUCAUCCCCAUCGUCUCCGAACACCAGUGAGUCUCCAGACCUGUCUGCAGACCAUGCUUCCCACUCCUCCUCCUCCUCCUCUCCCUCCGCCUCCUCUUCAGUGGUGGUCUCCCCCGUGUCCGACGUCUCCUUCCUCUCCUCUCUGUCGGAGGUGCGGGGAGGUUACGUGGCCACCUUGCAGAUGCCUGUGGAAGGAGGCGCCGCUCCCUCUGAGCACCCCCAGGACUGUACCCCUCUCCCUGCAGCGACUCCCCCUAGCUCCCUCUCCCAGCCUCCCAGCUCCCCACCACCCCCGGCCUACAGCCUCAAGCUGCCCGCCCUCCACACCGUGGUGCUCCCGCACCCCCCCGGUUACUGUUCGCUGCCCAGUCUGGACCUCGAAGGCUGGGCUCGCUCUCCCUCUGCCUCCCCCGGAGCUCCAGUGCAGUCCUCCACCACCACCACCACCACCAUGCACUUCCUCAAGGAGCCACCAGGGGGGCAUAAGGAGAAGGAGGCGCCACGGCAGGAGCAUGAAGGAGACAGCAGCAGCUCUUACGUCAGGCUUAAAUCUCCACCAAACACGUUUGAGUACUGCACGGGCGUUCCUCAGACAACGCUCACGAAGCAGGAUUCCAUCCCAGUGCCUUCUUGAAAUCACUGAAAAUCCACACCAUGACUGAAAAUCCACUUUGUCGCCUGCCUGUGUAGUUCC